Molecule: messenger RNA, 777 nt
Organism: Acytostelium subglobosum LB1
Lineage: Eukaryota; Evosea; Eumycetozoa; Acytosteliales; Acytosteliaceae
Exons: 2
Molecular function (GO): GTP binding; GTPase activity
Source: RefSeq, a predicted model, not a curated record
AUGUCCUCGACGAUUGAUUGUAUGACAGUUGGUGAUUCCUAUGUAGGAAAAACCUUUUUUAGUAGAGCAUGUACAAAUAGACCAUUUGAAGUAGUAGGUGCAACAUGUUGUAUUGAUAACUGGGGAAUCAAAUUUCCAGAUGGUCGAGAAGCAUUGAUUUGGGAUACAGCAGGUCAGGAGAAGUUUGAAGCAAUGAUACGUAUUUACUUCAUGAAUAAGCAUUUGGUAUUCUUGGUAUAUGAUGCUACAUCCAGAUCAUCAUUCGAUCAUUGUCAAUAUUGGGCCAACAAAGUUGAACAAUUGUGUAACAUGGCUUAUAUCAAAGUGUUGGUUGCAAACAAGAUUGAUAUUAAGGAGUAUCGAUGUGUUACCAAAAAGGAAGUAAUGACCCUUGCCGCGGAACUUGGGUACAUGUACCUUGAAGCAGAUUCCUACACAACAGAAGGUCGCAAUAAUGUAUCAAACGAGUUUGUCAAUCUAGUCAAUCAAACAUUUGACUUCAUAUCUAAUAUGGAGGCAGAAGAAGAAGAUGAUGGUGAUCAUGGUCAUAACGAUAAAGAUGAAAUAGUAGAUUAUCAAACUAUUAAUCGUCUAACAUCAUUCAAACUACAUACACAAUAUGAUUAUCAAUCACCUGUAAUCUACAAUCCUAACAUCAACAACCACAACAAUAAUAAUAAUAAGAAUAGCAGACCUAGGAGAAAUACAAUGAAAGUGGAACCUGAGAAAGUGAUUCUAGAGGAGAAGAAGAAAGAGAAGAAAAGUUGUUGCGGUAAA